This is a messenger RNA of Plutella xylostella (diamondback moth), 2555 nucleotides long. RefSeq names its product cytosolic endo-beta-N-acetylglucosaminidase (gene ENGase). Gene Ontology annotation, biological process: protein deglycosylation. Gene Ontology annotation, molecular function: mannosyl-glycoprotein endo-beta-N-acetylglucosaminidase activity. Lineage: Eukaryota; Metazoa; Arthropoda; Insecta; Lepidoptera; Plutellidae. The record is from RefSeq and is a predicted model, not a curated record. Gene Ontology annotation, cellular component: cytoplasm.
ACUGUUGCCGGAAACAGCUGAUUUUUCUGUCAGUUUGUCACAGGUGUCAUAAAGAUAUUUUGUAAACAAUCAAAUCAAAGACUUUUAGUUAAAAUAAACGAGUCCUAGAUUUAAUAUUGUUAAUGUGAAGAAUUGUAAUUUUUUAUCUAUAAUAAUCACUACGUAAUAAAACGGAAGACUAUCAUAAAAUCUUAUUAUGGCUAUACCGAUAAAUGAAUUGAUUUGUAGGCCGAUAACAUCGUAUAGCGAAAUAAUGGAAUUUCUUCAGAAUCCUCCACCCUGGCGUUCACUUUGUGAGGAAUUAGUUCCCCACAGCGAGUACGCGAUAGUCAAUGCAAGUAUUUGUGAAAGUGGAAACCAGUCCGCUGAAGAUUCAGCAGUGAUGACAGCGGAAACGCCGCCGGCUUUUUGUCACUUCCAGCCGGAAGCGGAAAUGGUCAGCCGUGAAGUGAAGGGAAAUCUCCCGAAGACUUUGGUUUGCCACGAUAUGGCCAACGGAUAUCAUGACGACAGCUUUAUCUCUGGGACGCGCGGCGCGGACGCCUACUCGCUGGUGCACUGGGCUGGCGUGGACGUGUUCUGCUACUUCAGCCACCACCUCGUCACCGUGCCGCCGCUGGGCUGGAUCAACGCCGCGCACCGGCACGGGGUCAAGGUCAUCGGCACGGUGAUCACGGAGUGGGGCGGCGGCGCGGCGCUGUGGGCGCGGCUGCUGGCGGGCGGCGAGUGGCGGCAGUUCGCCAGCGCGCUGGUCGCCAUCGCCAAGCUCAUGAAGUUUGAUGGCUGGCUGCUCAAUAUCGAGAAUGAGGUGAAGCGUCCGGACGUGCUGCUGCAGUUCGUCCACUACCUGCGCAGCAUGCUGCACGCGGAGCUGCCCCACGCGCUGCUCGUGUGGUACGACAGCGUCACCGUGCACGGGCAGCUCAAGUGGCAGAACCGGCUCAACGAGCUCAACGAGCCGUUCUUCCUAGCCUGUGACGGCAUCUUCACGAACUACUCGUGGCGCGAGGCGGACGUGGCGGCCAGCGCCGCGCGCGCCGGCGCCCGCCGCACCGACGUCUACGUGGGCAUCGACGUGUGGGGACGGAACUUCUACGGGGGAGGCAUGUUCAAUACUGACCAGGCGGUGAAGAUAGCGCACAAGCACGGCUGCUCGUUGGCGAUCUUCGCGCCGGCGUGGACGCGCGAGGCCGUCCCGGACCCCGCCCCGGACCCCGCCCCGGACGCCCCCGCCCCGGAUGACCCCUCCCCGGACACGCUGCAGCAGUUCCUGCUGCGGGACCGCGCGCUGUGGGGCUCGCUGUGGCCGUGGCUCUCCACGCGGCUGCCCGCGCGCCUGCCCUUCACCACCUCCUUCUGCAGGGGGCAGGGCUGGCAGCGCUGGGAGUAUGGACAGGUGGUGAGCUCGGAGCCGUGGUUCAACCUGCGCGGCAUGCAGUACCAGCCCAACUCGGCGCUGGGCCCGCACGGCUACACGGUCACCUCGCUCGGCGUCGCCGCGGACGUGGCGCGGGGUCUACAGGGGGGGAGGGGCGCCACCGUGCAGCUCAGGCAGGCCAUUGUCUCCAUGGAGUCUAGCAGCGACCUGGCUCUUGAAAACGAAGAGGAGGAUAACACAAUCAGCAUAAACCGAGGCACCAUCAGACACCUCGUGCGGAAGAAGCGCGCUCCGGGCAUCCCUGCUGACGCCACUCCCUUGAUAGUUAAAACAUACGAUCGACUCAUACGCCUGACAGAGAACCUGUCCCUGCAGGGUGUCAGCACCGACACCACUAACCUGGCGCUAGUCGAGCUGCCAGACGAGAAGGAAUGUCUCCAGGUGUACUUUGAGGAAAGUUUCUUCGGAGGCUCCUGUCUCCAGAUCAACCCGUCGGACGAAGUGUCUCCGGAGCACAGAUUGAUCAGGCUGUUUCAUUGCGACUUCGAGGUGAAGGAUUCCCUGAUCGUCUGCGUGGUGACAAAGACUCUGACGGACUACCCCGAGCAGUCCUUGGACUUGCAACUCCUAUUCUUGCACGGGACAGGAGCCACCUCCAGAGUCGUGCUGAAGGGACAGACUGAUGAUGAAGAUGUAGAGCCAGAUCCUGAUGUGAUAAACGUGUUUGCGGCGAACGCGACUCGUGACAAUGAACUAUUUGGUGAAAUACAAAGAUAUUUGCUGAAACAUGAACCGGACUUUUAUGUUUCGACUGAGAAUAAUAACGACUGGGAUGUGAGGUACUACGCGGUAGUGGCGGCGGGGCGGCUGGCGUCCGUGAGCCUCCGCACGCGGUACCCGGACGCGCCCGUGCUGCUCGGCCACUUCGGACUCGCGCACAUGGACCAGAUACAUUCAACCGCUUCUUCACAUUCCUCAUCACAAAAUGUUUAAUAAGUAUAAGUACAAUCAUUUAUUACGUUACCAUUGUAUAAAUAUAUUUUAUGUAAAUAUAAUGAAAUCCUGUUAUAAAAAUACUUACAUAGUUACAUAGCUGAUUGCUUAUGCUAUAAAUAGAAAUGUCUAUAUUUUUAUCUGAAAGUAUUUUUAAGCAAAUAUAUUUGUAUGUUUCCAAGAG